Messenger RNA from Nerophis lumbriciformis (worm pipefish), 2553 nucleotides. RefSeq names its product PRP3 pre-mRNA processing factor 3 homolog (yeast) (gene prpf3). Gene Ontology annotation, biological process: mRNA splicing, via spliceosome. The record is from RefSeq and is a predicted model, not a curated record. NCBI's taxonomy places the organism in Eukaryota, Metazoa, Chordata, Actinopteri, Syngnathiformes, Syngnathidae. Gene Ontology annotation, cellular component: U4/U6 x U5 tri-snRNP complex.
UAGAACAAGACCCGGAAAUGAAAUUACUUCCACUUCCGGGUUUACUCCUCGCUCAACGACGUCGUGAAAACGAACCCGCGCGUCUGACUAUUAAGUUCCCCUGAAAACUUGGCGUUCAUAGUCUCAUAAACCCUCCCAAACGGACUCAACUGGUGUGACUUUUACAAAUCGGGCGCCUUAAUCGCAGUUAAGGUCAAGAACAAGGAAUUAAGAGAGGAUGUCCAAACGGGACGCAGAGGAGCUGAGGCCGUGGGUGGAGCGCACCGUGAAGAAGGUGCUCGGCUUCUCGGAGCCCACUGUGGUCACCGUGGCGCUGCAGUGCGUGGGGAAGGGGAUGGACAAGAGGAAAACGACAGACCAACUGCACCCUUUCCUGAACGAAUCCGCUGGAAGUUUUGUCGAGCGUCUUUUUGAAGCGUUGGAGGAGAGCCGCAGCACCCGUAGCAGCAAAGGAUCAGGAGACAAGAACCGCAAGAGAGACCUGAAGGAUGUCUUUAGUGAUGAGACUAAGAAAGGAAGCAAGCAAGCCGUAGUGGAGUCUGCAGAAGGUACAGUUCCCAAACGUAAGCGGGUCCCUCGUUUUCAGGAGGUGGAGGAGCCUGAGGUCACAGCAGGUCCGCCCGCCGAGAGCCCUGUAAUGCUCAGCAAAAUGCAGAUCAAACAAAUGAUGGAGGAAGCCACAAAACAGAUAGAACAGCGAAGGAAACAACUGAACAUACCAGCUCCUACUGCAGCACGCAUGGAACCUUCAGCAAUGUCCCGACUUCUUGGCAACGCUGCCGCCAGUGGCGGCUCCAUUGUACCCUCGCAGGCCGCCAGCUUCAUGAACGACGCCAUCGAGAAGGCUCGCAAGGCCGCUGAACAAAAGGCACGCCUCCAGUCCCAGUUAACCAUUCAACCUAACCUCCUCGGAGGUUUGGGAAACACCAUCGCUCACAACUUUGUCGCACUGGCUAACCUUCACGCCAUGGGAAUCGCCCCGCCAAAAGUGGAACUGAAAGAAUUGAAUAAGCCAACCCCACUCAUUCUGGAUGACAAGGGUAGGACAGUGGAUGCCACCGGUAAAGAGAUCGAGCUCACACACCGCAUGCCCACCCUGAAAGCCAACAUUCGAGCGGUCAAGAGGGAGCAGUUCCGUCAGCAGCUGAAAGAAAAGCCCGGGGAGGAGUUGGAGUCCACGUCCUACUUUGACAAUCGCGUAAACCUCUUAGCGGCACAGAGGGCUCGCAAGAGCUUCAAAUUCCACGAGCCGGGGCGCUUUGAGAAGAUUGCCCAAAGAAUCCGGACUAAGGCUCAGUUAGAGAGGUUGCAGAAUGAGAUUUCCCAGGCGGCUAAGAAGACUGGAAUCCACGCGUCCACCAAGCUGGCUCUGAUCGCCCCCAGAAAGGACAUUGGAGACAGCGAAGUCCCCAACAUCGAGUGGUGGGACUCCUUCAUCUUGCCCACCAACAUGGAGAUAACUCCAAAAACCAAAUUGGAUGAGGUGGUGCUUUUUGGUGUGACAAACUUAGUGGAACAUCCUGCACAAAUCAGCCCUCCAAUUGACACCGACAAGCCAAUCGCGCUGGGCUUAUACCUGACCAAGAAAGAACAGAAGAAACUGAGACGGCAGACGCGCAGGGAAGGCCUAAAAGAAGUGCAGGAAAAGGUCCGUCUGGGACUUAUGCCCCCGCCGGAGCCCAAAGUUCGCAUCUCCAACCUGAUGCGGGUGUUGGGGACGGAGGCAGUUCAGGACCCCACCAAGGUGGAAGCCCACGUCAGAGCGCAGAUGGCCAAGAGGCAGAAGGCUCACGAGGAAGCCAACGCAGCGCGAAAGCUCACGAGCGAGCAAAGGAAAGAAAAGAAGGUGAAGAAGUUGAAGGAAGAUCUCACCAAUGGCGUUCACAUUGCGGUCUACAGAAUCCGCAACCUACAAAACCCUGCUAAGAAGUUUAAAGUGGAAGCCAAUGCCAAUCAGCUGUACCUGACAGGCACCGUAGUUCUCCAUAGAGACGUCAACCUGGUCGUGGUGGAAGGAGGCCCCAAAUCUCAGAAGAAGUUCAAGAGGCUCAUGAUGCACAGAAUCAAGUGGGAGGAGCAUAACUCCAAAAGAGACGAUCUGGACGGCGAUGACGACACGAGGAGGAACAACAAGUGCUAUUUAAUUUGGGAGGGCACAGCCAAAGACCGCAGCUACGGGGACAUGAAGUUCAAGCAGUGUCCCACAGAGAGCAUGGCCAGAGAACACUUCAAGAAGCACGGCACAGAACACUACUGGGACCUGGCCCUCAGUAAGAGCGUGUUGGACAGCACAGACGAUUGAAGCCUUCCCGGGAGAACGUCACAUCACAGACCCCCUCCCGUCAAGGACUGAUUGGCAUCACAUUUGAACUUGGACUAACAGGAUCAAUAAAGCCUGCAAGAACAUGUGACAGAUCUUGUGUGUGUAUGAAUGCGAGUGUAAGCCUGCAUUUUUAGAUUGUGACAGAAAUCACUUAGCCUACAGGUUUACUUUAUGAUAGGAUGCCUGAAAUGUAUUCUAAGUAAAGUUGUCAAUAAACACCUACACCACCA